Molecule: messenger RNA, 1500 nt
Organism: Acanthoscelides obtectus
Lineage: Eukaryota; Metazoa; Arthropoda; Insecta; Coleoptera; Chrysomelidae
Source: the annotation of a GenBank genome assembly
AUGUACCAUCUUAUAGAUGAGAUGGUGAACAAGUAUAUAAGGAAAAGCAAUAGAGGUUCUUGGACCGGAGAAACGAUGCAGAUGGCGAUGAAUGAAGCUAAAACUACAUCAAUAAUCUCGGCGUCAAAAAAAUAUGGAAUUCCAAUUGGAACUUUACAUCGUCAUAUUAAAAAAGGGGACUCGCCCAAAAACCUAGGAAGGUUUAAACCUGUUUUGUCAAAAGAACUGGAGAGGGAAAUAUGUGAUCUUGCAAUGGAACGUGAUAUACUUUUUUAUGGUUUAACAAAGCGAAGUCUACAACAACUAGCUUAUGAGGUAGCGAAAGUAAAUAAUAUUUCGCAUCCUUUUGCAUGUGAAAAAGCUGGAAAGGCAUCGCUUAAUGGUUUCAUGAAAAGACAUCCCCAACUGGCGUACAGGACACCAGAACCCACAGCUUUAGCUCGUUGUUCUGCUUUUAAUCGCACGCAAGUGAAUCGGUUCUAUGAUAACCUGUGGAGCAUUAUAUCUCACCAUAACUUUUUGACAAGACCCGAUGACAUCUAUAAUAUGGAUGAGACUGGUGUCAAGACCAGUGCUUCCAAACCUCCAAGAUGUAUUUCUGUAAAAGGUAAAAAACAAGUAGGAGUUGUAGCAACAGCAGAAAAAGGGCAACUUACCACAGUAAUCUGUGCUUGCAGCGCAACUGGUCGAUUCAUCCCUCCUUGCUUUAUAUUUGGACAAAGAAAAAGAAUGAAUGAACGCCUUCUAGAUGGAGCUCCUAAUGGUUCUCUAGCUUGGACCAAAACAAGACAGACCAGUUUUAUUGAUUCUAGACAACCAUUAUACUCAUCAAAACUUGGAAGCUUUGAAAUUGAAAAUCCAUGGGAUGUCAUCAAUGAUCCUGUUGAGAAAAACAAUACUGAUGAACCACCCGCUGGCAACGAUAGUGAAGACAAACAGAAAGAAGAAAAGGAACUUAAUUCUGAUGAUAAAAAAAAUGAAAUGACUGAAGAUAGUACGCUUGAAACUCGUUCCAUUGUUUUUGAUAAGAGCUGGGACCAACCAUCCAAAUCGCACCAUAUUUCUCCAAUCAAAAUUCUUCCAUCACCAAAAGUUACUCCUACUAUAAAGAAGCGGAAAGCGAGAUGUCAAAGGUCAGAAGUCUUAACCAGUUCUCCAUUCAAAAAUGCUAUUGAAAUGAAAAUUGAGAUGAAAGCGAAACCAAAGUUAUUAUUUAAUCGGACCAUUAAAGGCAAGGAAAAUCAAAACAAGGAAGUACGAACUUGCGAGAAUAAAGGAAAAGGGAAAGGAAAAGGAGUAAAAACAGAAAAAGACAAACAUAUUGUACCAAAUAUAGAGCAGUCUUCACAAAAUGAUGUGUUCUGUAUAUUAUGUGGGGAGCCUUAUGUGGAACCGCCCACAGAGGACUGGGUACAAUGUCCUGUAUGUAGUGGUUGGGCACAUGAUUUGUGUACCGACACAGAGGAUGGUAGUUUUAUGUGUAUAAUCUGUAAAAUGUAG